Messenger RNA from Mirounga angustirostris (Northern elephant seal), 1564 nucleotides. Its product is annotated as high affinity immunoglobulin epsilon receptor subunit beta-like. NCBI's taxonomy places the organism in Eukaryota, Metazoa, Chordata, Mammalia, Carnivora, Phocidae. Gene Ontology annotation, cellular component: plasma membrane. The transcript has 5 exons. The record is from RefSeq and is a predicted model, not a curated record. The coding region runs from base 18 to 593 and encodes 191 amino acids.
UUUUGUCUCUUAUCCAGAUGGCUCAGAUUAUGAUUGGUGUGAAAUGCUUCUUUUAUGGGAUAAUUGGAUUUCUUGUUCCUAAUUCUGAAAUGUACAGAAUCAUUUUCUUCUCAAUUUACACAGGCUUCUCUUUCUGCGGGGCAUUGUCUUUUAUCGUUUCUGGAAGUCUGACUGUUGUGUCUGCCAAGAAGCAAACAAAAUCACUGCUGAGAGGGAAUCUAGGUGCUAACAUUCUCAGCACCUUGGUCUCGAUUAUUGGGAUCUGUAUUCUGUCAUACAAUUUAACAAAAAAUUGCCGCUAUGAUUGCAAGGAGGAAACUUUCUGUUUGGGCAUCAAAUCAAUUGCAACUGAACUUGUGAUUGUCCUGAUUAUCCUAACUUGUCUGCAAAUUUUAAUUUCAUUACCUCUCUCCAUGCUCAACUAUAAUGUGGAUGACAAGAAUAUUCACUGGAUUUCUAUAUUGUUUUGCUGGAAAACACCUUCUGAAGGUCUUUACCAAGACUUGUUUCCUCAAACUUCAAUCUAUCAAGAACUUGAACGUAAGGAAGAAACACCUUCACGUUAUCCCACAGAUACUAGCAAACAAAUAUGAAGCUGCACUUCUGUAUUUUGAAUCCACAGUGAUAGCAAGAAGCACAUACUGGGACCACUGAGGCAUAAAUAUACCUGUGUAUAUUUAUAUAUACAAAUAUACAAUAUGUGAGGAUACAACUGUGUGGUUUAGAGUUAUAAAGAUAGCAACUGGCAUUUAUAAUAUUAAGAAUUUGGUUGUCACCACUUUUUUUGUUAUGUUUGGAUGUCAUCACAGGCUAGGUUUAUGCUCUGUUACAAAACUUAACCUAGAAACAUUGAUGGCUUAACACAUCAGAAAUUCAUUUACUUCCUAUUUUUCAUGUUCAUUAUUAGUUGGCUAUUCACUUUAGACCCACACUGAUAUGGGUUCUACCAAAUAGAAUGAUAUCUCAAAAAGUUGUUUGUUUUUUUUAAUUUUGCCAAGGUAGGGAAAGAAAAAGUUAGAAGUCGGACCUUUGGCAAUUAGGUACUUUGGUCUGGAAGAAGCAUGUGUCUCUUCUUGCCACAGUCCAUUAAACAGCACUGUGUGGGAGACAGGAAAUGUAGGGUGACGUAAAGUUCCGAGGUUUAACGUUUGAUGAAAAAACAAUGAGGUAAACGUAGUUUCCUGAACUAAUUGUGAAAAUACUUUGCAAGUUUGGUCCAUCACUUUUACACUCUGUGUCUUUGGGUGUGUAUCUUCUGUGGCUAAACAUUAGGUUUAUUUAUCUCUCAAAUGGUCUAGCUCGUGCUUACUCAGUUUAGAUUGGGAUAUCCAUCAAGGAAAACAGUAAAUAUAGGCAAAAAUACUUUUAACUAUAUGAAAUACUAUAGGUUAUAGUAUUUCAUUAAUAUAGUGUUAGGUUAAUUAAUUAUACUCUAUCAUUCUAAGUACAUUAAGCUUUUCUGAUGAUAUUUUACAUAAAUAAGCUCAUAUAUAAAAGCUUGUGUUGCUUAAUUGGCCCACUGACAACUAAUCAAAAUGUUACCCCAUUCUUCUUGAAUAAUAUA